GCUCGGAAAUCGCCUUUCAGCACGAUUAGUGUUGCAACCAGAUUCUCUGCUGUGCUGCUCACAGAGAACCGUCAAAAUUUCCAUCCUUGAGGAUCUUGAGUUUGCGGAGGAAGAAAGCAUGGGUGCGGGAGCAAGCGCCGAGGACAAAAAGUCAAAGGAGUUGGAAAAGCAACUCCAAGAAGAUGCUGAUAAGGACUCUAAAACAGUCAAGCUAUUACUGCUUGGCGCUGGUGAGUCAGGAAAAAGCACCAUCGUAAAACAAAUGAAGAUUCUGCAUCAAGGUGGUUACACAAAAGAGGAACAAAUGGAGUUCAGAGCUGUCAUCUAUGGCAACAUCCUGCAGUCUGCUCUGGCUAUCAUCAGAGGCAUGGAGAUGCUCAGCAUUGAUUUCGGCUCGCCCGGUGCCCAGGAGCUUGCACAGAAGCUGCAGAACUUGUCAGACUCCAUUGAAGAAGGAACAAUGCCUGCUGAGCUGGCUGAUGUUAUCCAGAAGCUGUGGAAAGACUCUGGCGUGCAGGCCGGCUUUGAAAGAGCUGCUGAGUACCAACUGAACGACUCUGCUGGCUACUACCUCAAUGAAAUGGACAGAAUCUGCAAGCCAGACUACCUCCCCACUGAGCAGGACGUGCUGCGAUCUCGAGUCAAAACAACUGGUAUCAUUGAAGAACAGUUCUCCUGCAAAGAGUUGCACUUCAGGAUGUUUGAUGUGGGUGGCCAGAGGUCAGAGAGAAAGAAGUGGAUCCAUUGUUUCGAGGGUGUGACCUGCAUCAUCUUCUGCGGAGCUCUCAGCGCAUACGACAUGGUGCUGGUAGAGGACGACGAAGUGAACCGCAUGCAUGAGUCCCUCCAUCUAUUCAACAGUAUCUGCAACCACAGAUUCUUUGCACUGACCUCCAUCGUGCUUUUCCUCAACAAGAAGGAUCUCUUUGAAGAGAAGAUCAAGAAAGUCCAUCUGAGUAUCUGCUUCCCAGACUACGAUGGCCCCAACACGUAUGACGACGCCAGUGACUACAUCAAGAAGCAGUUCCUGGACCUGAACAUGAAGAAGGGCGUGAAAGAAAUCUACUCUCACCUGACCUGUGCCACAGACACAAAGAACGUCGAGAUUGUGUUCAACGCUGUGACAGACAUCAUCAUCAAAGAAAACCUUAAAGAUUGCGGUCUCUUCUAAGCAGCUCCAGAGUGAAAAGAGAACUUCCUUUCCUACCUUAACCCCUCACACAUUGGCAUUAACUGAGAAGUGUACUGUUGGAGCGCAGAGGAUCCUCAGUUUGUUGUGUUCACGCCAUCGCUUCCAUGCCAAGUCCCGGUCCUUGACUGCUCCUAGCACAUCACCGCCUCCAACAGUACAUCCCUGCAACACAAUGCACGCCCAGCUGGGUUGAAACAACUAUCGAGUCACCAUAUUGUUGUUGUGGACAUACAGCUUUCGACAAGGUUUUCUAAAGUACAGUAUUUGUCUCACGCCAGAAGCUGCUGGUUUGAAGGUAUGAAGAUGAAAUAGUUGCUCAUUUGAUCCUUGUUGCUCCCUUUUGACCACUGUGUUGUGAGUUAUAUAACUAUUAAAACCAAGCUCGGUAAAAAAUAAAUAAGACAAAUAAAAU
Messenger RNA from Epinephelus fuscoguttatus (brown-marbled grouper), 1604 nucleotides. It is a transcript of the gene gnat2, whose product is annotated as guanine nucleotide binding protein (G protein), alpha transducing activity polypeptide 2. Gene Ontology annotation, cellular component: photoreceptor outer segment; heterotrimeric G-protein complex; photoreceptor inner segment. The record is from RefSeq and is a predicted model, not a curated record. NCBI's taxonomy places the organism in Eukaryota, Metazoa, Chordata, Actinopteri, Perciformes, Serranidae. The coding region runs from base 119 to 1171 and encodes 350 amino acids. Gene Ontology annotation, molecular function: G-protein beta/gamma-subunit complex binding; GTP binding; G protein-coupled receptor binding. Gene Ontology annotation, biological process: detection of chemical stimulus involved in sensory perception of bitter taste; adenylate cyclase-modulating G protein-coupled receptor signaling pathway. The transcript is spliced from 9 exons.